AUGACAUCGGAACUCGCGUCUUACUCCUCCGUAUACGUUUCGGCAGCCUCGGUUUUCGAUUCGGCCACCUCGGUCCUCGCAACUGCGACGGCACAGGUCACCUCGAAGAGUCUGGCCCUUGUUGCUGAGCAGGCGAAGGCCACCAUGUCGUACUACUCGCUUGCACAGGCUGCGGCGACCAUCACGGACCCUGCAGCGGCUUCAAGUGCGUCUGCUGAGGCUGCGGUUGCUUCGGCAAUUAUGAAGCAAUUGUUCGACAAUAAUGCGUUCUAUGGAGGAAACGCUCCCUCUUUGGGUGGAAACAUUGCUCUGCUAGUCGUGAUGAGUAUCUUCCUUGCCAUGCAGGUCGUUUACGGAGCCAUCUAUAGAAACUGGUGGUUUUUCACUUGUUUUAUUUGCGGUUUAAUUCUCGAAGUCUUGGGUUAUUGCGGGCGUAUCUGGUCCUCGCAGAACAUUAUGUCUUUCAAUGGUUAUGUCCUCCAACUGGUCUGCUUAACUCUGGCUCCCUGUUUCAUCAUGGCCGGUAUUUAUUACACAAUUGGCGAGAUGACCAUCAUCAUGGGCCAAAUGUAUUCCUGGCUCAAGCCAAUGCAAUAUUCGCUGAUCUUCAUUAUGUGCGACAUAACUGCACUUGUUCUACAGGCCAUUGGCGGUGGCGUUGCUUCCAGCGCUCUGAGUGUGCUUGAAAGCACCCGCAGCGGUGCCAACAUCAUGGUUGGAGGCCUUGCCUUUCAAGUUUUUUCCAUUGCCCUUUUCCAGUUCUUUUGGUACGUGUUUCUGUUCAGAUGUUACAGGAGCUACAGAAAGCACGGCGACGAUAAUUUCGACCCUCAAUACGCUUCGGUUAGAAAGAGAAAGGUGUUUUUGGUCUACAUCAGCUUCAUUUCACUGGCAGUUAUUUUUGUGUUUAUUCGGUCAAUCUAUCGUUUGAUUGAGCUUGCGCAGGGCUUUGCCGGCCAUUUGGCAGUGACAGAAAUCUACUUUUUCAUUCUGGAGGCGCUUAUGAUGGCACUUGCGAUCUGCCUCAUGCUUGUCACCUAUCCGGGCGCCGUUUACGGCCGCAACACCAAAAUUGAUGUCGACAAGAGCGCCAGGGGCCUAUUUGAGAACACACGGUGGUUCAACUGCUUGCAGAAGAAGGACCCGGUUGAGGCUGCAGAGCCGGUCGGACCAGAAAAAGAUAAAGCUGCAGCGCCGCUCUAA
Messenger RNA from Ogataea angusta, 1203 nucleotides. RefSeq lists its product as uncharacterized. Bases 1 to 1203 code for a protein of 400 amino acids. The record is from RefSeq and is a predicted model, not a curated record. Gene Ontology annotation, cellular component: plasma membrane; fungal-type vacuole. The transcript has a single exon. NCBI's taxonomy places the organism in Eukaryota, Fungi, Ascomycota, Pichiomycetes, Pichiales, Pichiaceae.